Messenger RNA from Schistocerca piceifrons (Central American locust), 4240 nucleotides. It is a transcript of the gene Grp170, whose product is annotated as hypoxia up-regulated protein 1. The coding region runs from base 329 to 3310 and encodes 993 amino acids. The transcript is spliced from 17 exons. Gene Ontology annotation, molecular function: ATP binding; ATP-dependent protein folding chaperone. Gene Ontology annotation, biological process: negative regulation of hypoxia-induced intrinsic apoptotic signaling pathway; cellular response to hypoxia; endoplasmic reticulum unfolded protein response. Gene Ontology annotation, cellular component: endoplasmic reticulum chaperone complex. Lineage: Eukaryota; Metazoa; Arthropoda; Insecta; Orthoptera; Acrididae. The record is from RefSeq and is a predicted model, not a curated record.
CAUACAUGGGAAAACUAUGGUAAAGAGAGUAUGGUUAGGUCAUGUAGAUGAGAGGUGUGUAACCACAUACAGCUGGAACACGUAGCUGCUCAUUUGAGGCAACACGCUGUCGUAUCUCUUUCUGUAACCAAUCACAAAGCAACACACCGGCAACGUGGUCUUUAGUCUUUGGUUGGCGUAAUAGAAACGCUCCGCAUAAUGGUAGAGAAGCGUGUGUAAAGCAAAGUGAAAUGUGUUUAGAUUAAUAGUACUUGCGAAAAUUAGUUUUAGUGUCUUUCGUCGCAGUGGUUCUUCGUUUGCUUGAGUAAUUAAAGAUCUAGUUCCAGUGAUGCGGCUGCUGGUGGCCAUUUCCGUUGUGCUGUCACUUCUGCAUGCAGUGCAGCAUGCAGACGGCAUAGCUGUGAUGAGUGUGGAUUUGGGCUCCGAAUGGAUGAAGAUUGCUAUUGUAUCGCCUGGUGUACCGAUGGAAAUUGUGCUUAACAAAGAAUCGAAGAGGAAAACACCUGCAACUAUCGCUUUCCGGGACGGAGAGCGAUCGUUUGGUGAGGAUGCACUCGUGGUUGGAGUGCGGUUCCCCCAGAACAGUUACAGCUACCUGCUCGACUUGCUGGGGAAGAGUGUGGACAAUCCUUUGGUACAACUCUUCCAGAAGAGGUUUCCCUAUUACAAAAUAGAAGCGGACCCUGAUAGGGGCACGGUAGUCUUCAGGCAUGACAGCGAGUCGGUGUACAGUGUCGAAGAGCUGCUGGCGCAGAUGCUGCAGUCGGCGCGGCAGAUGGCGCAGGCAUCGGCGGCGCAGCCGGUGAAGGAGGCGGUGCUGACGGUGCCCGGCUUCUUCAACCAGGCAGAGCGCCGGGCGCUGCUGCAGGCAGCUGAGAUGGCUGGCCUCAAGGUGCUGCAGCUUAUCAAUGACUAUACCGCUGUUGCACUGAAUUACGGCAUAUUCAGGCGGAAAGACUUCAACGAGACAGCUCAGUACAUAAUGUUCUAUGACAUGGGAGCCAGCAGCACCACAGCAACAGUCGUCAGCUACCAGAUAGUCAAGACUAAGGACCGCGGCUUCGUCGAGACCAACCCGCAGCUCGCCGUACUGGGAGUUGGAUACGACCGAACAUUGGGCGGCUUGGAGAUGCAGCUCCGCUUACGCGACUACUUGGCGAAAAAGUUCAACGAGCAGGGAAAGACGAAGAGCGAUGUGUUCGGCAGCCCCCGUGCCCUGGCGAAGCUUUUCAAGGAGGCCGGUCGAUUGAAGAAUGUGCUGAGUGCCAACGCCGAGCACUACGCACAGGUAGAGGGUCUUUUGGAUGACGUGGAUUUCAAACUGCUGGUGACGCGCGACGAUUUCGAAGAGCUGUGUGCAGAUCUGUUUGAUAGGAUACAAAAGCCAGUAGAACAAGCUCUCAAGGCAUCUGGGCUCGACAUGAAUGUCAUCAGUCAGGUAAUCCUUGUGGGGGCUGGGACACGCGUGCCCAAGGUGCAGGAGCGGCUGGCAGCAGCGGUGGGCCUCGAGCUGGGGAAAAGCAUCAACACGGACGAAGCGGCAGCUCUGGGAGCCGUCUACAAGGCAGCCGACCUCAGCACUGGCUUCAAGGUCAAGAAGUUCCUCACCAAGGACGCCGUCCUCUUCCCCAUCCAGGUGGUGUUUGAACGAGAAUUAGAAAAUGGUGCUGGAACAAAACAGAUUCGUCGAACCCUCUUUGGCCCGAUGAAUCCCUAUCCACAGAAGAAAGUGCUCACAUUCAAUAAGCAUAUGAAUGACUUUUCGUUCUAUGUAGGCUAUGGAGACCUUGAUAGUCUUCCUGAACAUGAGAUACAAGCCCUUGGUUCGCUCAACCUGAGUCGUGUGGACCUUACUGGGGUGAGCGAGGCGCUGUCCAAGCACAAGGACUCGCACGGAGUGGAAUCGAAGGGUAUAAAGGCACACUUCUCGAUGGACGAGAGCGGCGUGCUGCAGCUGUCGGGAGUGGAGCUCGCCCUGGAGAAGACAGUCUCCCCUGAGGAGCAGGAGGCUGAGGCUGCCGAUGCCGAGGGGACACUAUCGAAGAUUGGCAGCACCAUCAGCAAGCUCUUCACCUCUUCCGAUGAGAAGAAAGAUGAGCAAAAGCAAGAAAAGGAUGAGAAAGCAGAAGAGAAGCAAAGUGAAGACAGUUCAGGAAAGGAAGGUCAAGAGGGAGGAGAUGCUGCCAGACAAGAAGGUGAAGGGAAAGAGCAAAAGUCUGACGACGAGAAAUCGGCUGGAGAGAAAUCCGAAACUGAGGAGAAAAAUGCUAAAGAGGGUGCUGAAAAGGCAGAUGCGAAAAAUGUAACGAAGCCGGCGGAAAAGAAGCCUAAAAUAAUUUUGCUGAAAGAGCCAAUCAAUGCAGCAGAAGAAAAGAGCGGUGUGCCAGCUCUUAAUAGCGAGCAGUUCCAGUCAUCGAUCAAGAAAUUGGAGUCCCUGAACGAAUUUGACGAACAGAGGAAGCGCCGUGAGAGUGCCCUCAAUGCCCUGGAGAGUUUUGUUUUUGAUGCACAAAAUAAGUUGUAUGCAGAUGAGUACCGAGCAGCUGCAACGGAGGAGGAGCUGGAGAAAAUCAAGCAAACCUGUUCAGAGGUGUCGGACUGGUUGUACGAAGAUGGCUCGGAUGCAGAUGCGCAGGCUUACGAGGACAAAUUGUCGGAGCUAAAGCAGUUGACACGGCCCUUGUUCCGCCGUGUCUGGGAACAUCAAGAGCGACCGGCUGCACUCAGUUCUCUUGGUGAAAUAAUAGAAAUGAGCUCAAAGUUUCUAGACGGUGCAAAGAACGGUUCAGAAAUAUUUACACCUGUGGAACUCGAAACACUGGAGAAGGUCAUAAAGGAAACAAAGGAGUGGAAGCAAAAGAUGGAGGAGGACCAAGCUCAGCUUAAGUUGUCUGAUACGCCUAAGCUUACAGUCAAAUCCAUAACGGACAAAAUCUCUCUCCUGGACCGGGAGGUCAAAUACUUGAUCAAUAAAGCAAAGAUAUGGAAGCCUAAGAAGAAAGAAGACACCAAAGAGAAAGCAGAAGACACGUCAUCUUCAGGAAGCAAAGACAAAAAUGAAACUACCACAGACAAAAAAACUGAAUCGGAUCAACCACUCCCAGACUCCACCUCUGAUGAUGGAGAAGAUAGGAGUCCCGACAUGGACCCCGAGGCCGUUCCGCUCCCGGAGGACAUGACGGGUGGUGCUGAGGAGGGCGGACCGGUGGUGCCCGAGCCCGAUUUGCCAGCUUCAGCAGACCCUCUGUCCAGCGACAAGAAAGCGGAUGUCGUAAAAGAAAAGGACGGGGAAAGCCACACAGAACUGUAACGUUUGAAGACUGUAGAGUUCCUUACCUCCACUGAUUUGUGGAAGGUGUGAUUUAAUUCCGGAAGAUUAAAACACUUCAUUGUCGCAUUUAGUGGCCCCGGUGUGGGGAGAGAAUAAAGGGACCUAAACUGUACAGACUUAAUUGUAAGGUGCGAGUGAGUGCGUGUGUGAUAUCUAUAUGUUGCACAAACCGUGUGUUUGUUUUUCUUUGGAGUCCUCACCUGCUGUUGUUCUCACCCCUAUUUUUAUUCUGUAUAAACAUUCGUCACAAUUAUUUAUAUUAUUUAUAAAAGACAUUUUUGUCAGCAUCCAGUUGUUUAAAAUUGGGUCAUGUAGUUAUACAAUGAUAUUUAAACAUUGUCACAUUAGAAGUGUGUGGAAUGUCUGCAAGUUUUUUGUUUGUGCAAUCUUGAGCACAUCUCACGUAACUGUGGGAGAGAUGUCUUUUUUUCCAGUGUCACAGGCUCACUCGCCUGUGCAUUUAUGAUAAAUUUUUCAUGUUGUUUGUCUUGUUGAGAAGUAGCAUCCUGUAAAUAUUCAUCUUGUGUGAUGUUAGUUGUCAUUGGCGUGAAACAAGUUAUCACUUGUAGAAUCUGUUGAACAAAAAUCAUGCAUACAACCAAUUUUGGCAGUGCACACUGCACCUCGUGUGUUUGCCUACCAGUUAUGUGGCAAGGAAAAUGUGUAACCGAAAAUUGUGCAUUGUGGUUUAUUUUGAGAAUUGCAGACAAAACAGAUGUAAUUGUUAUAUUUAUUCAGAUAAAGUGUCAACAUUUUUUUGUAUUGCUCUUAAUUUGAGUAAGUGUUUAACUGUUUGAAUAUCUGUAAGAUCUUUGCCGUGAAUACCUUAUUUGUACAUAUUUUGAUUUAAAUUCCUGUGUGUGUUGUACUUUUCCUUCAGAAAAUAUAAAUGUGGGAUCUCAAUGAUUA